AGAUAAUAGCUUCAAGCUAGCAGCAAUUGAUCACAGGACCAUAUGGUUAGAGAUAGCACCAGUUUAUCCAAACGCGACAGAUAGAAUAAUCAUUUUUGCUGAGUUCAAUUCCGCCUCAUCCAUCUAAUAGAUCAAAAUUCGAUUCCUUUUCUUUAUUUUCGACAACAACAGAAAAAUUUCUUUUKGGGAUUAAAUCAAAAAAUGUCUUCCGGUGGAGCUGGAACGUCUGAAUACGCUGCGGCGGCUGGCUGUUCGCUGAUCGAGCAACGCGAAAGCCUCCGUCCCAGYAGGAAAAGGAGCACGAGCAAUGUUCUCCGAAAAAAUCACAACGGGGGUAGCAAUACCGGGAUCGACAGUGUCCUGGACGAAUGCAGCCUGGUGCUUUUUACCUGGGGACGAGGAGAGGACGGGCAGCUGGGGCUGGGGGAUUCCUCCGACCAGGACGAACCAGAAUACGUCGAUUCACUGAGGGGCGUCGGUAUUCGGCACAUUGCCUGCGGUUCGGGACACACGGUAGUCCUCUCGACGGAGGGCGAGGUCUACACGUGGGGGAGGGGCGAUGACGGCCGCCUCGGCCACGGAGACAACGGCUGGAAAUAUGUUCCCCGAAUUACGCGGUCGCUAGAGCGACAGGUGGUCACGAAGGUGACCUGYGGCAGCUAUCACACGGCUGCUGUCACCGGGAACGGGGAUUUGUACACUUGGUGAGUUUUAUUGUUCUCUAGUGUGUUAGUGUGCGCAGUAUAUAAUKAUGUGAAAAAUAUUUCKUUUUUUUUAGGGUAUGUCACCCACACUGCACAUAGCAUCUUAUCCAAUUGUUCCACAAUGUGUGUUCGACGUGCAAAAUUGUCCAGGGGCGGCGGAAUGUACGGCAAGCUCGGACAUGGAAACGAAGCAGGACAUUCUACUCCCAAACGAGUGGAUGCCCUCAAAGGCUUGGCAGUAAACCAGAUUGCUUGCGGUUCGAGGCACACCGCCAUCGUUACAUCCUCGGGUGCCAUAUAUACGUGGGGGGACAAAGAAAACGGUGUGGUCGGUCACGGCGAUACGACAGGGCAUCAAUACACUCCCAAGCUGGUACAACGCUUGGCGGAGAAACGGUACGGCUUMUUGUGUUUCGAUCCCGCGUGUAUCACGGGACUAUCUUUUUUUCGUCUCUCACUUUACAAMUAUUUGCUGGGUUUUGUUGCAUUCAUUUGAAAUCGAAACAUGCUUCUGGUAGAAUUGUUCAACUUUCGGCCUGUGCCUUUCAUACUGGAUGUUUGACAGCGGAUGGAGAGGUGUUUACGUGGGGUGAAGGAAAAUUUGGAAGACUUGGCCAUGGUGCUGAGCGGAAUUGCCACGUGCCUCGACUCGUAGAGACAUUGGUCGGGAGGAAGCCGCGUCAGCUUUCUUGUGGAGGCUUUCACACUGCCGUUGUCACUGAAGAUGGCCGUUUGUACACCUUUGGUGGAGGAGAGCACGGCCAAUUGGGCCACAACAAUCGAUUCAACAAGGUGAAACCAACCUUUGUGGAGGCCUUGGCGGGAGUCUUUGUGUCGCAAAUCGCUUGCGGGUGGUCUCAUUCCGUGGCCCUGACAAGCAAGGGAAAAAUCUUCACCUGGGGCAACGGUGAUCACGGAAAGCUGGGACAUGGAUCUGGUSGCAAGGUUUGCGUUCCAAAUGAGGUCGAGAAACUGAAAGAUUAUCGGGUAGUUCGCGUCGCCUCGUACAACGAGCACACCGCGGCGCUUGUGGAACCUUUUGAGUCGAAUGCCCUAGGCCCAGGAAGUGGGGCRGCAUUCCCCGUCUCCUCAGCCUACGCAUCCCAGAUGCGGUCCUUGGUCAACGACGAAGAAUUUUCUGACGUGACCUUCUUGGUUGAGGAUCAACCUAUCUACGCUCAUCGUGCCAUUCUGGUGCAGCGAUGUGAUCACUUUGCCGCCAUGUUCCGAUCGGGGAUGAGAGAGAGCGUUGAACCGACGAUACCGAUCGUAGAUAUUACGAGGAAUGUGUUUCUCCUCUUGCUGGAAUAUGUCUAUACGGAUGCGGUCAAGGUUGAUGUGGAUUAUGCCAUUGAACUCUAUAUCGCUGCAGACAUUUACCAUCUGGAUCGGCUGCGCGACAUGUGCUGCACGGUGGUUCGUCGGAACCUCAACGCCGAGAAUGCGGGAMCGCUCGUGCAGACGGCAGACGAGAAACACUGCCACACCUUGCGCGAUGUCUGCAUGGCCUAUAUUGUGGAAAACUUUGAUGCCGUGAGCAAAACCAAGGGCAUCAAAGAGGUCAGCCAUGGUCUGCUUCUGGAAAUUCUGUCGCAGCGAUGAUGCUUGGCUUGAAUGUGUUAGAUGGAUGGCAUAUUUAAAAAACAUCUAAAACCGAGACUUUGAUGGUGGGCGACGGUGCUAUACUUUGUGCUCUUUCAGAAUUUUCAGUGUACCRCCAAUGCAUUUGUGUUUCGACCGGAUCAAGUUUUUUAUGAGACGAAUACUUGCAUGAUGGCCAAUUCCUUGUCACAAAAUAGAGAAUGUAGAACACAUACAAGUGAAGUCAACUAAAAAUGAAGAUCGAAUUUGAGUGGCCUGUAUGGAAAUAGUGGUAUAGAAGAAAUUGAGCACAACAAACUGACGAUAAUUGAUUGAUCAUUUUGGUUCAUUCUUCGUGAGAGUAUGUAACGCAAAACAGAGGUACAUGGAAAAAUGAUGUUAUUUAGUGUGACGUUAUAUGAGAUUAGUG
Messenger RNA from Pseudo-nitzschia multistriata, 2715 nucleotides. The record is from the annotation of a GenBank genome assembly. NCBI's taxonomy places the organism in Eukaryota, Bacillariophyta, Bacillariophyceae, Bacillariales, Bacillariaceae.